UUCUGCCUGUGCACAGAAGACAGCCUGCCUGCCCAGCUGUACUGUUUGACCUUAAGGAAAAGGAAGAGGUCCCUAGUACUAAGGAAUCUUUAUAUCUAGUCCUAAGGAGUGGUUCCAUGGCAAAUCUGAUAACCUUCAUUUGCUUUUUAAUGUUACUAACCCUAACAUACAGCCAAACACCAACACAGGAGGCUCCAAAUUCGCCAAUUAAAAACAUAACUUUGGAUAUGAAGACAAGGUGGCUGAGAUGGACCAAUGUGAAGAGUGUGAAUAACAUCAAAUGUUCUGUUAAAGUGCUCUCACAAUUACAAUACACCAUACAGGCAAGUGAAAACAAGGAGUGCAGACUAAGUUUCUUCUAUCCUUGGUGCCAAGGGGUAGACCUUGAAAUUGAGGGAUUUGCUGGGGAAAGAUUUUUAGAAACAUUACACUUUCCCCGAAGAGGAAAAGAAGGGACCACUGAAGAAAAUUUAUCCUGCCAGGUUCAUGAUGCAAAUCUCAUGGACUGCAAAUGGACAGUGAGAGAAACUCCAAGAGAUAUCCAGUAUCAAUUUUUUUACUCACAAUACCCAAAGACUUUUGUGGAUAAAGAAUGUCCAGAAUACAAGACAGAUUCUGAAGGAAGACAUGUUGGAUGUCAUUUUGAUAACCUCUCAGGAUUCAGAGACCCUGGAGAAUAUCACUUCCUAGUAACUGGAACCAGCAGUGGAAGGGAAGUCCAGUGUAGUGAUAAGUACAUUAAACUAAGUAAAAUUGAAAUAUUUACACCACCAAAUAUCAACAUAAACUGCACAAAUCUUAGCUGUAGCAUGCAGUGGCAGCUACCCAAAAGAAGAGAAUUAUGGGACACUAACUUUGAAUAUCAGCUUCAAAUUCAAAAGGUUGCUAACAAGAAUAUCUUAGAAUCAGAACGCCCUGUUACUAUAGAAGCAACGAAUUUUGACUACAGAAUUACUGGUGGAAAAUAUACUGUGAAAAUAAGAACAAGAAAUUUGUUGAAUAAUGAGAAUUGGAGUGAAUGGAGUGAGCCUCAAGAAUUUGGUCAUGAAGUCCCCAAAUAUAUUCCUCUGCAAGUAUUAAUGUUCUCACUUCUUGGAAUAGCCUUCAUUAUCCUGCUCAUUUUGGGAUAUCUCUGUAAAAGGUAUUAUGUGAUUCAAAAAAUAUUCCCUCCUGUUCCCCAUAUUAAAGACCAAGUUAGUGACAGUUUUCACAAAUACAUGCAGGUAGUCUGGGAAGAAAAUAAAAUACUUCCAGAACAAUGUAAAACUGAAGAGAUACAGGUCAUAGGAAAAAAAUCAAACUGUCCAUAAAACUAAACAAGAUAUUUCGUUGGAUAAUGUUCUUAGAAAUUUCUUUUCUAUAGAAGGGGAAGGAGAUAAGAGAAGGGGGGGGUAAUAGAAGGGAGGGCAGA
Vombatus ursinus (common wombat) is the source of this 1411-nucleotide messenger RNA. RefSeq names its product interleukin 3 receptor subunit alpha (gene IL3RA). The transcript is spliced from 12 exons. Gene Ontology annotation, cellular component: external side of plasma membrane. Gene Ontology annotation, molecular function: cytokine receptor activity; protein binding. Bases 117 to 1310 code for a protein of 397 amino acids. The record is from RefSeq and is a predicted model, not a curated record. Lineage: Eukaryota; Metazoa; Chordata; Mammalia; Diprotodontia; Vombatidae. Gene Ontology annotation, biological process: cytokine-mediated signaling pathway.